Anneissia japonica is the source of this 291-nucleotide messenger RNA. RefSeq names its product serine/threonine-protein kinase PAK 1-like. The annotation marks the transcript as partial. The transcript has 2 exons. The record is from RefSeq and is a predicted model, not a curated record. Lineage: Eukaryota; Metazoa; Echinodermata; Crinoidea; Comatulida; Comatulidae.
CAACUUCAAAACAACACACAGGCAACUUAGAAGAUAGUUUGAGUUCAGUCUCAAUAUCAGAUCAAAAGCCAAGCAAGCCAUCUAUAGAUGACGAUGAUAAUGAACUUGAAGCACCCCCACCAGUUGCACCGAGGCCCGAACACACACGCUCCAAAUAUUAUUCACGGAUCGAACCACCUCCACAACCUGCCGAACCAAAAUCACCUCCACCAGCACAGACACCGAUGGAAAGGACUCGUGAGAAACAAAAGAAGAAGAAGAUGAGUGAUGAAGAAAUUCUAGAAAGAUUAA